CAACGCCGCCGGUCGCCGAAACCUCCCCUCCCUCAACGCAACCGUCUGCUCAGUCACGAGCAAAGCAAAACGCCCGCAAACCCAACUCGCCACCACAAAACCACACCAAAUUUCCGCCAGCCCAGCCAAAAUACUCUCCAACGACGACCAACGCGAGGAAAGGAGGAAGAAGAAGAGAACAAAAAGGGGAGGAGAAAAAGGAAAAACACCUGAGCUAGGGUUUGGCCGAUCGGCUCCCGCCAUGGCGUCGACCUCCCCGCGCCGCUCCUCCGGCGGGGACCCGUCCUCGCCGCUCCUCCCCUCGCCGGCCUCCCCGUCGUCCUCCGGCGGCCCGCUCGGGCGGCUCGCGGGCCUCCGCGGCGCGGCGCGGUUCAUCCGCCGCACGGGGAGCCGUCGCCUGAUGCGGGAGCCCUCCGUGGCGGUGCGGGAGACCGCCGCCGAGCACCUCGAGGAGCGCCAGACCGACUGGGCCUACUCCAAGCCCGUCGUCGUGCUCGACGUUCUCUGGAACCUCGCCUUCGUCGCCGUCGCCGCGGCCGUCCUCGCCGCCUCGCCGGCCGAGCGGCCCGCCGUGCCGCUCCGCGUCUGGCUCGCGGGCUACGUGCUCCAGUGCCUCCUCCACGUCCUCUGCGUCACCGUCGAGUACAGGCGCCGGUGCAGGGAGGCGGGCCAGGACGGCGCGGCUGAUGGGGAUUUCAAGCUCAGUAUUGUGAAGCACUUGGAGUCUGCGAACACAAUGUUUUCCUUCAUAUGGUGGAUCGUUGGGUUCUAUUGGGUAUCUGCAGGUGGUCAAGCUUUAUCACAUGACGCUCCUCAGCUUUACUGGCUAUCUAUUGUUUUUCUGGCAUUUGAUGUUUUCUUUGUGGUCUUUUGCGUUGCAUUGGCUUGUGUGAUUGGAAUUGCUGUUUGUUGCUGUCUUCCAUGCAUUAUUGCAAUCUUAUAUGCUGUAACUGAUCAGGAGGGAGCAUCUGAAGAAGACAUAAACAACCUUUCUAAAUUUAAAUUCAGGACAAUGGGUGAUCAAGACAAGCUAGUUGCUGGCAUUGCAGCACCUGUGGGUGGAGUGAUGACUGAGUGUGGCACCAACCCUCCUGUCGAACACAUUCUUUCAGCUGAGGAUGCAGAAUGCUGUAUCUGCUUGUGCCCAUAUGAAGAUGGUGCCGAACUGCGUGAGCUCCCUUGCAACCACCAUUUUCACUGCAGCUGCAUAGAUAAGUGGCUUCACAUAAAUGCGACGUGCCCACUGUGCAAGUUCAACAUUGUCAAGAGCAACCUUGAUAGAGAAGAGGUAUAGGUAUCACAAGACAAAAAUCUUGCCAAAGCUUCUCGACAUCUCUCAGCUGUCGUGCUCGCCAUUGCUACUUCAUUUGCAAACAGAGUUGAGAUUAUUGGUCGUGUAGUUUCACAGCUAUAGGUGAUGCACUGAUGGUUGCGAUGUUGGUUGUGAAUAUUUAGCUGUUUGUUGCAGCAAUCGUACAUCCUCUUUCUGCUCGAUCUGACUGCAUUGCAGAUUUAUAUGUGCGUGGACGCGCCGCCAGUCAUUUGUAAAAUGAUUAAUGAAUCGGAGGUUAGUACACAGUUACUUGGUGUAAAUGCAUUGAGGAAAGUAUGGUGUUUGAGCACAAA
Panicum virgatum (switchgrass) is the source of this 1626-nucleotide messenger RNA. RefSeq names its product E3 ubiquitin-protein ligase At1g12760-like. NCBI's taxonomy places the organism in Eukaryota, Viridiplantae, Streptophyta, Magnoliopsida, Poales, Poaceae. The transcript has 5 exons. Bases 242 to 1294 code for a protein of 350 amino acids. The record is from RefSeq and is a predicted model, not a curated record.